AUGGGAUUGAAUAUUCUUUUCGUUUUGAGUGGUGUUUUAGAUGUGACACUUUUUCUCUUGAAGCAAGGAUUGGCUUUUCGUGGACAUGAUAAGGUUUUUAGGGCAGUUAAUCAAAAUGCUCCUGGAAACAAUCAAAUGAUUUCUCCAAAAGUUCAGAAGGAGUUAGCAAAUGCUUGUGCAGCGGAGAUUACAUGUGCUAUCAUUGAUGACGUUGGAGAUAACUAUUUCUCCCUUAUGAUUGAUGAAGCCAGAGAUGUGUUAGUGAAGAAGCAAAUGGGAGUUGUUUUGAGAUAUGUGAAUAAGAAUGGAUGUGUGAUAGAGCGGUUCCUCACUAUGGUUCAUGUGUCAGAUACCUCAUCCAUAUCAUUGAAGAAUGCCAUUGACUAUCUAUUUGCCAAACAUGGGUUAUCUCUUUCAAGACUGAGAGGAUAA
Molecule: messenger RNA, 432 nt
Organism: Dioscorea cayenensis subsp. rotundata (Guinea yam)
Lineage: Eukaryota; Viridiplantae; Streptophyta; Magnoliopsida; Dioscoreales; Dioscoreaceae
Exons: 1
Coding region: 1-432 (143 amino acids)
Source: RefSeq, a predicted model, not a curated record